AAGCGAAUGGCACGCUCUGUGCACUCGCUAUAUGGGCCGCGUACGUGAGUGUAUGUGUGUAUGUAUAUGUGUUUGCCUCUGCGUGUGUGUGAUCUACGCGUGGUGCAGGUAGGAGGGUGCCAGACUCGACGCUCGAACACGACGAGCUCGCGUGUGAUAGACGCAUAAUCAUCGGUGCAACGCUACACUGUGUUGGAAUUAGCGGAUAGUUGCGAAAGGAGCCAUUCUCUCGCCAGCUGUCGCUCUGAGGAGGUGCGAAACAGAUGUCGCCCUCUCUUGAUGGAGUGAGACAGCGGUAGAACCGCCUUCACAAUCUACGUGCCAACCGUCAAGUCGGCAGUGACGUCGCCUCACGCCUGCCACGUCGUCUGCGCGCACGUAGCUCUCGCGUGAUCUCGCGAGAUCCAUCACCGACAUAAUAAUCCCACCCGUCUUAUCGUCGGCCUGCGUGCGUCCAAUUCUCGCGAGAUAGGUCGCCGGCGAAAUCCCCCCCCCCGCCGCGCCUCAUCGUCGUCCACGUCGCCUGCAUGCGUUUAACUCUCGCGUGAUCUCGCGAGAUCUCGUCCUGCGGUAUCGAGCGCGGUAGUUAGCGGGCGGCGUGAGUGAGUGAGCGAGUCUCAGUAACGCGAAGCUGCUGCAGCGGUCGUCGUCGUCGUCGUCAUGGUGCUGGGAUCGAGAGUGCUGCGACGCUCGUGUCGCAAUCCGUGCGUGCUGUUCGCCUUCUAUACGGCGCUCGUGCUCGUCGUCGUCAUGUUCGUCAUCAAACUGCCGCGAGACUCGUCUCCGAGCAGACCCGACGUCGUCGUCAUGCAGCGAGGCGAGAAGAACUCACGGCUGGCCGCCGACAGCAUAGCGGCGGCGUACGACAGCGCCGCCGACAACCACCCGGCGAAACCCGCCGACGUCAGGCAACCGGUCGGCGGCGGCGGCGAGAACGAGAAAGUGGCCGACGAUCAGGUGCCAAAGCCGAAAAGCGCGGAGAAGGUGGAGGAAGAGAAAGAGGAGAUGGAAGCAGAAAAGGAGAGUGUGAAGCAUGUGAUCGAUGCCCCUCUGGCCAAGCCGUUUGAACCGGUCGGGCCACGAACCGGGAAAUACGGCAAUAAGACGUUAAUAAUUGAUCCUGUUGCUGGAGGACCGGGUGAUAUGGGCAAAGGCUACCUGAUGAAAACUGCAGAGCUAACACCCGAAGAGAAGAAAUUAUACGACGAGGGAAUGGCCAAGAACUCAUUUAACGAGUACCUGAGCGACCUCGUUUCGCUGCGGCGGCGUCUCCCAGACAUGCGACACGAAACGUGUUUAAAGCGAGACUAUGUGCCGCUAUCGUCGCUGCCCUCCGUCAGCGUCAUCAUCAUCUUCCACAACGAGGCACUGUCCGUACUUUUACGCACCGUGCACAGUGUGCUUGACAGAUCGCCGCCGGAGAUACUUAAGGAAGUCAUUCUAGUCGACGACUACUCCGAGCGAUCUCACAUGGGGAAACCCCUGCAACAGUACGUAGACACGCUGGAGAAGGUGACGUUGUUGCGGGCCAAGAAGCGGGAAGGUCUCAUCAGGGUGCGGCUGCUGGGCGGGAAGCAUGCCACGGGGAAAGUCCUCGUUUACCUCGAUUCCCACUGCGAGUGCACAGAAGGGUGGCUGGUGCCUCUGGUAGAUGUGAUUGCACGCAAUGUGACGUCGGUGGCGGUACCUGUGAUCGAGGUUAUCAAUGUCGACUCGCUCGAAUAUAAUCAUGGCACGCAACCAGAAGCCGUUCAAGUGGGCGGCUUCAGCUGGGGGCUUGUCUUUAACUGGCACUCGUCGCCGAAAAGCGAGAAGGCGUGGAGAACUGCACACAGUCUCCAACCGUUGGAUCCCGUGAGGUCACCGACAAUGGCUGGCGGUCUCUUUGCCAUUGACAAGGAGUGGUUUGAGAAACUUGGCACUUAUGAUCCGGAAUUCGACGUCUGGGGAGGUGAAAACUUGGAGAUAUCGUUCAAGAUAGGAUGUGCGCGCCGGAAGCUUAGUAGCGGUUCUGCUUGUUCGCCAUGUCGGUGCAGCAUAUUUCGUAGGGCGAAGUUCGCUCGUCACAAGGUGCCACAGCGUAUCUCGCAUCCGGAUUACUACAAAAACCUGGUGCGGCUCGCCGAGGUGUGGCUAGACGAUUAUAAGGAGUACUUUCUAGCGGAGCACGUUGGCGUCGCGCUAAAGGUUCGAGGUAAGAAUUAUGGAGACCUGACAUCAAGGAAAGCUCUUAGGAAGCGUCUAAAGUGCAAGAGCUUCGGCUGGUAUUUGAAUAGCAUCUGGCCGGAAAUGUUCCAUCCAGGAAAAGCCAUAUACGGAGGCGAGAUUCGUAACAGUAUAGGCGGUGGUGCAGGUGAUGCGUGUCUAGACAGUCCGUCAGAUGACAAACAACACGGCAAGCUGAUGACCUUAUGGCCCUGCCACAAUCAGCGUGGCAACCAGCAAUGGCACAUGACCCCGACGGGAGAGCUGCGCCGUGAAGACCUUUGCCUAGACUUUGACGGCAAGAAAAUCUCGAUGUGGGGUUGCCAUGGUUUACAAGGAAAUCAGCAAUGGGAGUAUGACAAAACGAAACUGACGUUAUAUCACACAAACUCGAAGAAAUGCAUCCAGGUGAAAGAUGACAGAAAGAGCAUGUUCAUGGAGGAAUGCAACGCAUCCCCGCAACAACAGUGGAAAUUCGAAAGCACCGGAUGGAGGAAAUCUACCGUCAAAUGAUCGCAUAAAGUAACGACGAUUCGUUUGCAGCUAGGCACUGGGGAGUCAGGUCGGCGUGCGCCAAAAUGCCGUCGUUUACCGUUCGAGUAUCUGGACCGACGCCGUGUUGGUCUACGUGAACGGCUACCCGCAUAUUGCACGUUCACCUGUAGAUCACGCACGGCGUUUCCGCAAGAAUCCCGGAUAGCCCCCCAAAGCUAUGACGCUGCGAAUAAUGUGCAGUUGUGCUCGCCCUGCCUACGGUCGCCGGACGGUGGCGGCAGCACUUGUCUUCCGGUUGUGGAGUGCGGUGCGAAUAACGUCUAUCCUCUAUAAUGGGCAUCCUCCGCUCAACAUAGUCUGUUUGCCUUCAUAUCUCCGUGUACGGCCGUCUCACUCUCUAGGCGGCUCUCGGAACAAGUUUGUAAACGGGUAUAUUUUCACGCGUACGUACGUAUAUAAUAUCCCCCCCCCUCUGUCACCACUAGUAUCCUCGGUUAGUUCCCUAUACCGUGUGCCGCACUUCCACCACACAUUGCGCAUCGUCGUGAUAUUUGCACUAUAGUUGGCUAUACUGAUGUCACGUGUGAUAUAUAAACUCCGCAGAGAGUUCCGAUACCAAAUACCAGAUUGCCUGUUGUAUGUGUUGUGCGCGCGUUUUCACCAAAAACACUUGUGUUUCAAUUUGCAGCGGUCACGUCGGUCAUGGCUGCAUAUAGUUAUAUACGAAUGAAGCAAUACGACUAUAUCGUCUAUUUAUUUGGGCGAGUUUAUUUACUCGGUAAAACAAACGGCACGUGUCCCCCGCACUUAUAAAUAGUCGUGUCAUAAUGUGGACAUGAUGACGUUUGCGUGUUUCUGAUAUGGUCCAUUCCCAUGCGCACAGACGGAAGCCAUAUAGAAAGCAAUAUUGAGGAAAGUCUCAUUGACGGGCAGUUGUAAAGGGAACCAAAUAAGGAGUUGUUCCCUUAUUAAAAGCUGGCAAUCGUGAGGUAGUAGAAUAGAGAAUAAAUCAUCUAUAUUUAAAACUAUGCACUUUGUGAUGAUUAGGUGAUAGGUAGAUUAAGAGAAAGUUUAGGGUCUGGUUACGAGAAAUGUUAAGCUGCAAUUAUCAAGUUAGUUCAUAGACUCGUUUGCGGUAAUGAUAUGUAAAUAUCGUAAAUCGUUAUGCUGUUGUCAUGCAUGUUACGUAAUUGUGCCUCGAACUGUUACGCAUGCAUAAACACGCAAAGAUACUUUGCAUAAGACAUGCUGACGUUCUAUUAAUGAUCUUGGGUGUUCUCUAUACUCUCGUUCGUACGUUUUACAGUCGACUUGUCUCUCUAAGCCUUAUUAACGACUGGGUGAGCGCGUAUGGUCUACAUUCUUGUUAUAGUCCAACGUUCGCAUAUUAAUCAAAUGUACGGUUGUUCGUACCGUGGUGCCUUAUAACGAUUGUGAUAGGGAAUUGUGUCUAUACUACUAGCCAGCGUAACUGGUCGGUAGCCGGUGCAUAAGCUGCGAAUGCGGAUUGCACUUAAGUAGAGGCUACACCGGUGAUUUUGAUUCUUCUCUAUCGUUCCCGAAAGUGGGCGCCACGAGCAACUAUAUGCGAAAAUGCAGAUAUCCCUUGACGUAUUGAAGCGUCUAUACAGAUACCCGGAGGGGAAUGUAUCUUUUUUGGUACAUAUUUCUGAAUGUGCACCUUCAGUGACAUACUGCAUCCACGACCGACUUAUUACAAUCUGUGCGGCCGUGGCCUGAGUAGCUGUUCGUCUGUACGGUGGGGGACGGGCGCAAGAUUUCGUGACAUAUAACCGUGUAGUGACAAUUGUGUUCAUUCAUUCAAUUUUUUCAGGAGAUGAAGAAAUAGUCCAUAAUUUGUAGGAUGAUAUUGUGCUAAAAGGUUCAAUAUGUUUUAUUAUUUAUUACAUUAUUUUACGUCUUUGGAUUAAUUACAUUUAUUAUGCAUAUUUUAAUUUUCCUCAAAAUCUUCGCGGGAACAACCGCCUGCUUGCCCCCCACCCCGGAGGCUACGGCUCUAAACCUGGUCUGUGUUUGGAAUCUGUACAAUAAAUGAUUGUAAUAGUC
Priapulus caudatus is the source of this 4767-nucleotide messenger RNA. RefSeq names its product putative polypeptide N-acetylgalactosaminyltransferase 9. The record is from RefSeq and is a predicted model, not a curated record. Gene Ontology annotation, cellular component: Golgi apparatus. The transcript is spliced from 12 exons. The coding region runs from base 661 to 2718 and encodes 685 amino acids. NCBI's taxonomy places the organism in Eukaryota, Metazoa, Priapulida, Priapulimorpha, Priapulimorphida, Priapulidae.